AUGGCGACGCAGAAGACAAGUUUAAAACGAUAUAUUGAAGAACUUUCUACGACAAAUACAGAUUAUAAAUUUCCACAACAAACGAUAAAUCAAGCUGAAUCAUUAAGAUCUUUAUCAAGUGAUUUAUAUACGGAUAAUAUACGAUUUAUUUACGAAUUAAUACAAAAUGCUGAUGAUGCUGCAGCGAAACAUGCUACUCUGGCAAUUCUCAACAAUAAAUAUUUAAUUAUUGCUCAUGAUGGUAAACCGUUCGAUGAAAAAGAUCUACAAGGUUUAUGUGGUAUUAACAAUGGUACAAAAAAGAAAGAUUUAGAUAAAACAGGUUAUAAAGGUUUAGGAUUCAAAGCUGUUUUUGGAAAAUCAAAUAAUGUUAUUAUUUAUUCAAAUGGUGAAUACUUUCAAUUUAAUUCUUCAUAUCGAAUAAAAUGGAAUGUACAAUGGGGAACUGAGAACCAAGAAAUAUGGGAGAAAGAAAACGAUCGACAAUUUAUUCAUCCCUGGCAAAUCAAUCCAAUAUGGAUGAAUGAAGAUGAAAUUUCAACUUUCAUUCUAGAUUUUUUUCGUUCUAGUCAAAUACCAGUUCAUGUUGCCAACAUUAUUUUAUUGAAUAAUGCUGCAGAAAUUUGUCAGGCUAUUGAACAGUUAAAACAACAACCACAUAUGUUUCUAUUUCUAAGACAUAUUUCUCAAAUGGCAUUUCGCACUGAAACUUCAGAUAUUGUAUCUAUUGAAUGUGACGCUAAUCAUGGUUCGAAAAAAAUUUAUUAUAAUCAAAAGAUUCAUUCACAAUGGAUUAUUAAACGACUUGAAUUAGAAGUGCCAAAAUUAAUUCGACAGAAAUUAAUUGCUGAUUGCAAAGUACCAGAUAAAUUACGUGGGAUAAAAAAAGCUGAAAUGUUGUUUGCUGCAAAAUAUAAAGAUUCUAUAAUUGAUGAAAAUGGAAAAAUAACCCAUACAAGUACGAUCGACAGAUUACAAGAUAAAGAAUCACAUUUAUUUUCUUAUUUACCUACAAAAAUUGUCGAUUAUACAUUUCCAAUUUUAAUAAAUGCGAAUUUUUUAACAAAUGCAAAUCGGGAACAGAUUCAUACAGAUUCGUCUUGGAAUCAAUGGUUAUUUCAAAAAAUAGGCAGCGAAAUAUUUAAAUGGAUAAAAGAGUUGGUUACAAAUGAUCAAUUUCGUUUUGAAGCUUAUCGACUUAUUCCAAUGAAAUUGAAUUUAACAAAUAAUUGUUUGUCUGAACAAUUCGAUAAAUCAUUUGAUAAGGCCGUCAAAGAUCGUGACUUUAUUCUCGGCAGAGAAAAUAAAAAUCAAUUACGAGUAGAUGAAGUUAUUAUGGAUUUAACAUCACUGUCGAGACAACCAUCUUUUAUAAGUACUAAUUCAAUGCGUCAAUAUGUUAUUAAUCACUAUAAAAAAAGUACUUUCCAGUGUGCAGAACAGCCCUUUAUUGAUUUUGACUCGAAUUUAUAUCGGCUUGGUGUUAGACAAUUUAAUUGGCAAAAUUGUAUUGAAAUGUUUAAAACUGAUGAAUUUCUUAGAACUCAUUCGAUUGACCAAAAUAAACUGAUGAUCGAAUAUUUUUAUUCAAAACUAUCGAAAGGUGAAGUAGCCGAUGAUAUAGGAAUAAAAAUCGAACAAAUUCCAUUUUUAAUGGAUCAAAAUAAUCGCUUACAAACGAUAAAAAAUAUUUAUUUUCCAGGUGAAACAUUUGGUGAUAGUGAAACAAGUUAUUCAUUUGUUAAUAUAAAAAUCUUUAAAUGGUUAAAUGAAAAUAAGCAGCAAGACAUUAAACAAUGGUUGCAAACUUUGGGUGUCAUAGAACGAACUGAUUUAACUUAUUUAUAUAAAACAAUUAUUCCAAAUGCAUCUACUUAUAUUACAUCAGAAAACGCGAUGAAAACAAUAAAAAUGCUGUUUGUAUUAUUUCAAAAUAAUUUAAUUAUAGAAAAAGAACUUCAUCAAUUGAGACAACUAAAAUUAUUAACAACGCAAGGAAAUUUCAUCUCGGCUGAGCGAUGUUUUUUCUCUGAUGAAUUCAAACCACGAUUAACACUUGAAGAAUAUUUGAAAACAAAAGAAGAUGUAUUUCUAUCAUUCAAUUACGUAACAAAAAAUAUCCUCAGCAACAAAAGUGAAAGUGUACCGGAAUGGCGACGCUUUUUUUCUAUGUUAGGUGUUCGUGAUGAACUACAUAUCGUCGAAUUUCCACAGAAAUUAACCAUUGAUGAAGCUGCUCAACAUGGAUUUUGUCUAAAAUAUCUGUUAAAAAAGUUCGAAGUAUAUCAUACGAUUGAGGCAUAUUCUGGAAUAAAAACGAUUACAUUUUUAAAAUAUACAAAAGAUAAUUAUGAAUUUUCAAAAUAUUUUUGGUUAUAUGUAAUUAAAAAUAUUAAAGUAAAUGAUUUCGAACAGAACACCAAAAUCUAUUGGGGUCAUUCGUAUAUGUCGGGUGCAAUUAAUGGAACACAAAUAAAAUAUCCUAAUUAUAUUGAAUGGUUCAUAAAAAAUAACACAUGUAUUCCAACUACUUUGAAUACGUGUGAAUUAUCAAGCAAUGUAUUUGUUGAUGAUCAAGAGAUAAAAGAAUUUUGUAAUCAAUAUAUGCCGUUUCCUUCUAUUUCUAUCUCACCAGACAAUUCCGAUUGGUCUCGUUUUUUAAAUUUUAAAACCAAACCUUUACUAAUCGAUUAUCUGAAUUUAUUCGAAAAGUUUCGUCAAGAUGAAAACAAUUCUAAAGAUUGUCUUAAUCGUAUACAAAUGAUAUAUUCUUAUAUACUCAAACAUAUUGCAUUGUACACUGAAUCUGAAGCAAAAACGAUAAACUCCCAAGCACGUAAAAUUUAUUUACUAGGUGAAAAUAAUCAAUGGAAAUUAGCAAAAGAUUUAUAUGUCUAUGUUGAAAGUAAAGGAGAGCAUAGUAAUUUAAAUGAUGCUGUUCCUUGUCUUAAACUAAAUUUGAAAAAUAAAACUCAUCCAAAUUUAAAGAAAUUCUUGGAUUUAUUUCAAAUUAAUUCAAUCAAAUUGAAUGAUUUACAUCUUCAAGAUGAAAAUUCAACUCCAGCCGAACAAUUUCGAGAAAAACUUAUUGAAAUUUCACCAUAUUUAAAACAAUGGCUGAAGUUAUUCGAUUAUCCAUCGGAUGACAUUUCAUCCAUCGACAAAAUUCUUCAACAAGAUAUUCAUUUCAAAGAAUCAGAUUAUCUCAAAUUAUUUUAUAAAGAAAAAUUCAUUCAAGAAGCAAACGUUUAUCAUAAUAUUAACAAUCAACAUUUAUAUGUUACACGACCAUGGCAUGGAGAAACAACACUAAUAGAUCUGCCAAACAGAUUAUGUCAAUUAUUAAAUAUACAGGGAUUUGAAGAUAAACUUAGAUUUUUAUUAAAAGCACAGAAAGACGAAAUUAUUAAACAUUUUAAAAAGUUCUCAAUAGAAGUACCAACACAUAAAGAUAUUGUUCGCUUGCAAAUGCCAUCAAAAUCAGAUUCGUCUUCAUUAUUUAUCAAACAAAGCAACGAUGAAAAUUUGACACCUAUUGAAGAAAUCGACGUACCAGAUAUGAUAACACCGAAUUUAGAAUCAAUGCAAAAUCAUUCUCAUGGUAAAGGUUACUAUGGCGAACAAAUGGUUUAUCAAUAUUUACAAAAGAAAUAUUCUUCACAACCAGGCGUUUCUGUUAAAUGGUUAAAUCAAGAUGAUGAAUCUCAUUUUCCGCACGAUAUUGAAUUGAUUAAAGAUAAGAAACAAUAUUAUAUUGAAUCAAAUCGCAGCGAUUUUAGAACAUAA
Adineta steineri is the source of this 3786-nucleotide messenger RNA. NCBI's taxonomy places the organism in Eukaryota, Metazoa, Rotifera, Eurotatoria, Adinetida, Adinetidae. The record is from the annotation of a GenBank genome assembly.